Molecule: messenger RNA, 900 nt
Organism: Cicer arietinum (chickpea)
Lineage: Eukaryota; Viridiplantae; Streptophyta; Magnoliopsida; Fabales; Fabaceae
Product: auxin response factor 5-like
Biological process (GO): regulation of DNA-templated transcription; response to hormone
Cellular component (GO): nucleus
Molecular function (GO): DNA binding
Source: RefSeq, a predicted model, not a curated record
AUGAAAAUUGGAUAUCGUAUCAAUAACUUCAGGGGUCUCAGUGACGUUGAAUUCAGAGUUAUGGCAUGCUUGUGCAGUAAAUCUCAGUUGGUAGAUGGUCCCACCACAAGCAUUCCUAACGAUUUCAAAAUUCCAUCUCAGCUGCUCUGCCAAGUCAAAAAUCUCGCACUUCAUGCUCACAAAGAAACAGACGAAAUCUAUGCAGAAAUUAGUCUCCAACCAUUGGAUUAUAAAAACGGCUACUUUCCUAUAUCUCUGAUUGGGUUAAAGGCCACUCCUACGAAGCAUCGCUUCUACAAAACGUUAACUGCCAGUGACAUCAGCAUACAUAGUAGCAGCUUGUUGGUACCGCAAGCGACAGCAGAGUUACUCUUUCCGCCAUUGGAUUACACAGUGAAACCAACAACCCAGGAGCUCCUUGUCCGAGAUUUGCAUGAUAAUACUUGGACAUUUAAACAUACACAUUGCGGUCGGCCAAAGAGACAUGUUCUCAGUAGUGGAUGGAACUUGUUUGUUAGGUCAAAAAGGCUUAAAGUAGGAGAUACUGUCAUUUUUAUCAGGGAUGAGAAGUCGCAAUUACUCGUUGGUAUCAGACGUGCUAAUCGUCAACAGGCAUCAUCUCCUGAUAGUAUGCACUCUGGUGUGCUUGCUGUUGUUGCUCAAGCUCUUGCUAAUCGAAGCCCAUGGACUGUUUACUACAAUCCAAGAGUUUGUACUUCAGAAUUUGUUAUUCCACAUGCUAAAUACAUAAAAGCAAAACAUCUGUCUCAAUUGUCAGUUGGCUUGAGAUUUGGUAUGAUGUUUGAGACACAAGAAUUUUGUAAGCACAGUGAUUUGGAUCCUCUAAUGUGGCCUGGUUCUAAAUGGAGAAAUAUUCAAGUGGAGUGGGACGAGCAGGAU